This is a messenger RNA of Onychostruthus taczanowskii (white-rumped snowfinch), 879 nucleotides long. It is a transcript of the gene NDUFC1, whose product is annotated as NADH:ubiquinone oxidoreductase subunit C1. NCBI's taxonomy places the organism in Eukaryota, Metazoa, Chordata, Aves, Passeriformes, Passeridae. The record is from RefSeq and is a predicted model, not a curated record. Gene Ontology annotation, cellular component: mitochondrion. The annotation marks the transcript as partial. The transcript has 4 exons.
CUCCCGCCGCCUGCCGCCCGCGGACUCGGCCGCUCCCGGUCCUUCCCGACCCCUCCGGCCGCCGCGCGCGCCGGGCUCCCCACGCCAGCCCCGGGCGCGCUCACGUGGUCCCGAGCGGCCGCCGAGCCGCCGCCAAAAUGGCAGCGCGGCGCUUCCCCAGCCGGGUCACGGCGUCCCCGCGCAUGCGCCACGGCCUCGCGCCGGCCCCGCCCCGCCAAUUGUGUAGGCUCUGCCGCGGAGCCGGGGCCUGCCCGGGGUGGAUCCGGAGCGGCGGCGGCACUGCUCGGUGCCGGCAGCGGGCGGGGAAGAGCGGGCAGCCAUGGAGUCGCGCAGGAUCCGCCCGGUCUUGCGUGGCGGAGCUCACCCGCCUGGGCGUCGGGGCACGGGCGGGGCGGGGUGGUCCCACCCCCGCAGGCGGAGCCGGGUCCGGUCGACAAGAUGGCGGCGGGCCUGAGGGCGCUGAGGCGCUGGGGGUCGGUGGUGGCAGCAGCACCGCCCAGCCUUGGUGAGCGGCGGUGGCGGGCUUUUACUCGUUCUGCAUUUGUUGUGAAGAAAGUGAAUAAUGCCCAACCAAACUGGCUGGGAGUUGGCUUGGCAUUUGGCACCAGUGCUGCCUUGUGGGCUCUGCUUGUCAAGCAGCAUAAUGAAGAUGUAAUGGAAUAUGAAAGAAGAAAACAAGCGAGAGGACAUAAGUGUAGAGAAUGUUCAUAGCUGAUGACACGGUCACAGAGAUGUGCACUACAGGGCCGAGUGUAUGUGGUCGUUGUCCUACGAAUAAAUGAGCACAGAAGAAGUAAAAAGUUACCUAAUUGCUUGCAUGUUCAUACAUUUCAUGUGCAUAAUUAAAAAUAAAUUAUAAAGUCUAGAAGAAACCUGAAA